Myotis myotis is the source of this 1189-nucleotide messenger RNA. RefSeq names its product TSR3 ribosome maturation factor (gene TSR3). Gene Ontology annotation, molecular function: rRNA small subunit aminocarboxypropyltransferase activity. Gene Ontology annotation, biological process: maturation of SSU-rRNA. The record is from RefSeq and is a predicted model, not a curated record. The transcript has 6 exons. The coding region runs from base 33 to 977 and encodes 314 amino acids. Lineage: Eukaryota; Metazoa; Chordata; Mammalia; Chiroptera; Vespertilionidae.
UCGCCCGCGGGUCUCGGGGCCCUGCUCCCACCAUGGGCCGCCGGAGGGCAGCGCGCGGGCCGGGCGCCGAAGGCGGCCGCACUCGGCGAACCGCGGGCCGCUCUCUGGAAGCGUUCGCCGAGGAGGUGAGCGUCGCGCUGCGCGCGUCCGUGGAGCCAGAGACGGCCGAGGACAGGGACAGCCGGAGCCCGGCGCCGCUGCCUUGCACGCUAGCCAUGUGGGAGCUGGGCCACUGCGACCCCCGGCGCUGCACCGGCCGCAAGCUGGCCCGCCUAGGCCUGGUGCGCUGCCUGCGCCUCGGUCACAGGUUCGGCGGCCUCGUGCUCAGCCCCAUGGGCUCCCAGUACGUGUCCCCCGCUGACAGACAGCUGGUGGCACAGUCGGGCGUGGCUGUCAUCGACUGCUCCUGGGCCAGACUGGAGGAGACGCCCUUUGGGAAGAUGCGGGGCAGUCACUUUCGGCUGCUGCCUCACCUGGUGGCUGCCAACCCUGUGAACUAUGGCCGGCCCUGCAAACUGUCCUGUGUGGAGGCGUUUGCGGCCACCUUCUGCAUCCUGGGCUUCUCAGACCUUGCUGUCAUUUUGCUGCGGAAGUUCAAGUGGGGCAAGGCCUUCCUAGACCUGAACCGUCAGCUCUUGGACAAGUAUGCAGCCUGCUGUGGCCCAGAGGAGGUGCUGCAGGCAGAGCAGGAGUUCCUGGCCCAUGCCAAGGAGCGCCCAGAGGAGGAGAUCGAUCCCUUUGAUGUGGAUUCAGGUCGAGAGUUUGCAAAUCCCAACAGGCCCGUGGCUGGCACCCGGUUGCCCAGGGACAGUGAUGACAGUGACAGUGAGGAGGAGUCUGAGGCACUGGGGCCCGAAGCUGAGGAUGGAGGCCACAGCAGCAGCAGCCCAGAAGAGGAGGAGACGCAGGAGCAGGGGUCAGAGGCCAGGGCCCCUGCCGAGCUUUGGAAAGGAAUCAAGAAACGGCAGAGAGACUGAAGGUUCCAGGCGUGUAUUUUUCAAGGCAGAGUGAUGAGGAAACCUAGCGACAGCAGCGGCGGAACUGGUGGGAACGACAGGCCUGGCGGUCCUGGCUCAUCGAUCGCAUCUACGAGCAGCACUGGGCUCUGUCAGGUUCUCUCCCAAAGCUUCUGUCACAGCCUUGCUCUGGGUCCUGCCUCAGAGUCCCUAAUGAAGCUGCAGGGACACUU